AUGAGAGGGAGGCCCCUGGCAGCCAAGAUGAAGCCCGUGGUGUGUGUGUGCUGCUUGCUGUCCGUCCUGGUGCUGUCCGCAGCAGAUCUGCUGCCGGAGUCCUCCGCCCCGGACGAGGAGCCUCUGGUGCAGCUGCAGCUGCAGCAGCCGGAAGGCGACCUCUUCUCAUGUGGCUGCGACGCGCCGGAGGAACACGCCAGCCAGAGCUCCUCCAACGACACCCCGGCUCCGGAGAGGGCCGUGUGUCAGCCCUGCAAGCCCCCGGCGGCCGGGGAGGACGUGCCCAGCUCUUCAUCAGAGCAAGAGGAGGAGGAGGAGGAGGAGGAGGAGGAGGAGGGAGUCCUGCUGCCUGGAGAUGAUGCUGCCGCUGAGGAGGUGGCGGGCGAAGAAGAGGAAGAAGAAGGUGAGGGAAAUGAAGAGGUGACCUCCGAGGAAGAACCUGAGGCAGAGCCUGAAGAGGAGGAGGGAGAAGGAGCUGAGGAGGCAGCGUCACCUCCAGAUGAGGAGGAAGCAGCAGAGCCUGCUGAGGAGUCAGAGGAGGAGGAGGCGGCUGAGGCAGAGGAGGGGGAAUCAGACCCAGAACCAGAACCAGAGGAACUUCUGGAACCUGAAUCAGAGGAAUCAGAAACAGAAGAGACGGAGGAACCUGAGCCAGCAGCAGAUGAUCAGUCUGAGCUGGUUUCAGAACCAGAACCAGAACCAGAAGUGGAUCCAGAGCCAGAGCCAGAGGUGAUCCCUGAACCAGAACCCGAAGUCAUUGCAGAACCGGAGGCGAUUCCCGAGCCAGAAUCUGAAGUAAUUGCAGAGCCGGAACCAGAGCCAGAGCAGAUUCCUGAGUCUGAACCAGAACCAGAGGUGAUCCCUGAACCAGAACCAGAGCCGGAGGCGAUCCAUGAACCAGAACCGGAGCCAGAGGUGAUUCCUGAACCGGAACCUGAAGUCAUUCCUGUGGAGCCAGAGCCAGAGCCUGUGGCGGCGGCGGAGGAGGAGGAGGAGGCGGUUGUGGAGGACGUAGCAGAGGAGGCCGCUCCGGCAGUCCAGGACGUCGAGGAGGAGACGGUGGAGGAGGUGACUGAAGAGAAGCCUGCAAAGUCCAAACCCAAAGACAGUCCAGCAUCAGGCCCAGCGCCGAGGGACCGCUCGCACAUCGAGGACACGCUGCAGCUGGCCGGCGCUGAACCCUCGGCAGAGUUCUCAGGUGCCAUGAAAACACUGUUAAACAUCUACCACAAGGCCAUCAAGCCAAUGGAAGACGCCUACAGAUACAAUGAGCUCCGGCAGCAUGAAGUCACAGACGGGGAGAUCACCUCCAAGCCGAUGGUCUUGUUUUUGGGACCCUGGAGUGUUGGAAAGUCCUCAAUGAUCAACUACCUGCUGGGCCUUCAUGGCACCUCCCAGGAGCUCUACACAGGCGCCGAGCCCACCACCUCCGAGUACACCGUCAUCAUGCACGGCGAAAAGUUCCGCUCCGUAGAGGGCAUCGUCAUGGCGGCGGACAGCUCCAGGUCCUUCUCGCCCCUGGAGAAGUUUGGCCAGGGGUUCCUGGAGCGGCUGGUCGGCGUCGAGAUGCCCCACAAGCUGCUGGAGAGGGUCACCUUCGUGGACACGCCAGGCAUCAUCGAGAACCGCAAGCAGCAGGAGAGAGGCUACCCGUACAACGAGGUGUGCCAGUGGUUCAUCGAUCGGGCCGACCUGAUCUUCCUGGUUUUCGACCCCACCAAGCUGGACGUGGGCGGAGAGCUGGAGAUGCUCUUCAGGCAGAUGAAGGGCCGCGAGUCCCAGAUACGCCUCAUCCUCAACAAGGCCGACAGCCUCUCCAACCAGGACCUGAUGCGGGUCUACGGAGCCCUGUUCUGGAGCAUGGCCCCCCUGAUCAACGUGACCGAGCCCCCCCGGGUCUACGUCAGCUCCUUCUGGCCUCAGGACUACGCCGUGGACACCAGCCGGGAGCUCUUCAUGAGGGAGGAGAUCUCUCUGCUGGAGGACCUCAACCAGGUGAUUGAGAAUCAGCUUGAGAACAAGAUCGCGUUCAUCCGGCAGCACGGCAUCCGCGUGCGCAUCCACGCGCUGCUGGUGGACCGCUACCUGCAGACCUACUACGACAAGCUGGGCUGGUUCAGCGACCCCUACGAGGUCUUCCGGGACAUCGUGGACGACCCGGACAAGUACUACAUCUUCAAGUCCAUCCUGGCCAAGACCAACGUCAGCAAGUUCGACCUCCCCGACAAGGAGGCCUACCAGGACUUCUUCGGGGUCAACCCCGUCUCCGGCUUCAAGCAGCUGUCGUCCCACUGCAGCUGGACCGGCGGCUGCCUGCUGGAGAAGAUCGAGAGGGCCGUGUCGCACGAGCUCCCGGCCCUGCUCAGCAGCAUCAGCAGGAACACGGAGGCGCCCGCCCCGCCCAAGGCCGCCGCGCCGGCGCCCCCGCCGCCCCUGCCCGGCACCUGCGAGGGCCCCGGGUGCGGAGAGAAACCCAAGAACCGCUGGAGGAGGGAGUGAGCCGCAGGAGAGGGAGGGCAGAGAGGAGGCCGGAGGGAUUCCUGAGAACGAUCCGCCUCUGAUGUGGCUUUCAGGACGGUCCGCGGGGGAGACCGUGCAGGGAGGGGAGGGAAACGAUGUCCAAAGAGCCACAGUGCCAAGCAGAUCCGAACCAGAGAGGACUUUCUAUUUUGUGGUGCCGUUUUAAUGUGCGCGAUAUACUGAACAUGCCACAUUUUCACAAUACUUUUAUAACUGCUGCACAAUUUCUUCUAUGGUAUUUAUCGACACACCUAAAUGAAGUUUUUUGCACAAAAAAAAAAAUGUGAUAAUUUAAAUGAACCCUUUGACUGAAAUCAAACACUUCUCGGAAUCAUAACUAACAGAUGCUGAAAGUUGAUGUUAUCUCAAAAAUGUAGCAGAAAAUCUCACUCUCUGCACAUUUUCCAGCAAUUACAUGGCAGUAAAAUCCAAACAGAUCCAAAUGUUGAAGCUUCAGAACGUCUCAUUACGUGUGAAUGAAACCUGGGUACGGCUGUUGUGUCGUUUCUCCGGCUUUUGAAGUUCCUCCAUUAUUUAUUCACACUGUUUUCACCAGAGGAGGACACUGGCAGCAGCCACGCUCCUGCGGCGAUAAGAAAUGCCAUCACCCAUUUAUCUUUCGCGUGACGAUUAAGUCACAUCUGCUGUGCUGUGAUUUUUACGGCCUUAAUUCUCCUUGCCAGCAGGUUCAUGCCCCAAAACAACCCCGGUUUGUUUCUAAUAAUCUAAUGACAGUGUGAAGAAAAACACGGAAGAAGAUGCCGUCGUUUUUAAAGUCACCGUAUUUCACCGUGCUGAUGAACUGUGAUUUAUCUGUGUGUCCUGCUGUACGAUGUUUAUAUUAGGAGCAAUUUUUACUCUAAAAUACUACGUGCCCAAGGUGAAAUGAGUGAAUUCAAAUGUGUGUACAUCUCCAGAUUGAGCUGUUUUCUGUUCAUGUGAGUGUUCCCGGUGCAACAUGUGGCUUUUCCAGCCCUCUAAACUGCUGUUAGUUUUACCUCAACAUGGCUGCAGACCACAUGUGGGUUUCCAUUAAAGUGUAAUCCUUUCCUCAUCCUGUCUGUUUUUAAUUGUCAUUGUUGUGUG
Molecule: messenger RNA, 3606 nt
Organism: Salarias fasciatus (jewelled blenny)
Lineage: Eukaryota; Metazoa; Chordata; Actinopteri; Blenniiformes; Blenniidae
Product: sarcalumenin-like
Exons: 9
Coding region: 1-2499 (832 amino acids)
Molecular function (GO): GTP binding
Source: RefSeq, a predicted model, not a curated record